Messenger RNA from Xyrauchen texanus (razorback sucker), 2245 nucleotides. It is a transcript of the gene colgalt1a, whose product is annotated as collagen beta(1-O)galactosyltransferase 1a. The transcript has 12 exons. The coding region runs from base 154 to 1983 and encodes 609 amino acids. NCBI's taxonomy places the organism in Eukaryota, Metazoa, Chordata, Actinopteri, Cypriniformes, Catostomidae. The record is from RefSeq and is a predicted model, not a curated record. Gene Ontology annotation, molecular function: procollagen galactosyltransferase activity.
CGUUGUCAUUGCAGGCUGUUUAUAGUCGGCGGAAUUAUUUAAACUGAAGUUACGGCUUUUUAACUUUCUGCUAACUCAGUUAGGAAAGGGUGUAACUGUGCAAUAUUGCUGCACGAGAUCGUAUGCCUGUUUUUAAGGAGUCCGCCCUGUACAAUGUUCCAGGUAGUUUUGAUUUUGUCGGUGCUAUUGUCCUGUCUGAUGAGUAUUGGUCCAGUUCAAGGAUACUUCCAUGAAGAACGCUGGAGCCCGGAAUCUUCUGUAUUAUCUCCACGAGUAAUGAUCGCUCUCAUCUGCCGCAACGCUCAACACUCUUUGCCACAUUUCCUCGGAACUAUUGAACGGCUGAAUUACCCCAAGGACCGAAUUGCUCUUUGGGUAGCAACCGACCACAAUAUUGACAACACGACAUACCUACUGCAAGACUGGCUCAUCAAUGUACAGAAACUCUACCAUAAUGUGGAAUGGAGGCCAAAGGAGCAACCAAGUGCAUAUUUUGAGGAGGAAGGACCAAAGCAGUGGACGAAUGAGCGCUAUGCCUACGUAAUGAGACUGCGUCAGGCAGCACUUGAGUCUGCAAGAGAGAUGUGGGCAGACUAUCUCAUGAUGAUAGAUUGUGAUAAUCUCCUGACCAACCGAGAUGUCUUAUGGAAAUUAAUAAAGGAGAACAAGACCAUUGUGGCACCAAUGAUGGAAUCUCGUGCUGCGUAUUCAAACUUCUGGUGUGGAAUGACAUCUCAGGGCUACUAUAAGCGAACACCUGCCUACAUCCCCAUGCGUAAGGCAUUGCGCAAGGGCUGUUUUGCAGUUCCCAUGGUGCACUCAACUUUCCUGGUAGACCUGCGGAAAGAGGCUUCCAGACUGCUGGCAUUUCACCCGCCACAUCCAGACUACACCUGGGCCUUUGAUGACAUUAUAGUCUUUGCCUUUUCAGCCCGCAUGGCAGAGGUCCAGAUGUUUGUUUGUAACAAGGAAAUUUAUGGACAUCUCCCAGUGCCUCUUCGUGCUCACAGCACUCUGCAGGACGAGGCAGACAGCUUCAUUCAUACUUUACUGGAGAUCAAUGUGCGAAAUCCUCCAGUUGAGCCGUCCAGAUACUUGCCCAAACCUGUCAAAAAUCCAGACAAAAUGGGUUUUGAUGAGGUGUUUAUGAUCAACCUGAAGCGGCGGGCCGACCGUCGUGAGCGAAUGCUUGAAGCGUUGAGAGAGCAGGAGAUUGACUGCAAGAUUACUGCUGCUGUUGAUGGCAAAGCUAUGAAUGUCAGUGAGAUCAAUGAUAUGGGAAUCCACAUGCUGCCCGGCUACAGUGACCCUUACCACGGCAGGCCUCUUACAAGAGGAGAGCUGGGCUGUUUCCUGUCCCACUAUAACAUAUGGAAAGAGAUUGUAGACAGAGGCCUGAAGACUUCACUGGUACUUGAAGAUGAUUUGCGGUUUGAAAUUUUCUUCAAACGGCGCCUGCAGAAUCUGAUGCAUGAGGUGGAGAGUAAGGGUCUUGACUGGGACCUCAUAUAUAUUGGGAGGAAGAGGAUGCAAGUGGACCGGCCUGAAAAAGCAGUAUCAAACAUUCGCAACUUGGUGGAGGCGGAUUAUUCCUACUGGACGCUGGGUUACAUGAUGUCAUUACAAGGAGCCACAAAGCUCCUCAAAGCAGAACCACUCAGUAAAAUGUUACCUGUGGAUGAGUUCCUUCCUGUUAUGUUUAAUAAGCAUCCUGUAUCGGAUUACAUGGAGCAGUUUCAAAUGAGGGACCUGAAAGCAUUUUCAGCGGAGCCCUUGCUGGUGUUCCCUACACACUACACUGGCGAACAGGGCUACAUCAGCGACACAGAAACCUCCACAGUGUGGGACAAUGAGAAAAUAAGCACAGACUGGGACAGGAAGCGCUCGGGUAAGACGCAAGAACAGGCUGAGAUCAGCACAGAGGCCCAGAACUCUAAUGUGCUCCAGUCUCCACUGGACAGAACAGCACGGGAAGAACUGUGAGAGACACUUGUUCCAGAGACAAUACAGUCUCAGUUUUUCAAUCAUUUUAACUGGGACGAUGUGGAGUGCUCCACCUUAUAAGUGCUAUUUUACUGACCAAAAGUGGCCUUUGAAAAUAAUUUUUUUAUCAUGUUUUACUAAACAAUUGUAUUUUUGUGCUUGAGUGCUUGUGCCUUUAUUUGUAGAUUAUCAAAUCAGUAACAUAGGCCUGAUUUGUCUGUUCAUCAUCAUGUUCUGUGACCCCAAUAAAGGUGCCAUGUGU